Molecule: messenger RNA, 672 nt
Organism: Rotaria sp. Silwood2
Lineage: Eukaryota; Metazoa; Rotifera; Eurotatoria; Philodinida; Philodinidae
Source: the annotation of a GenBank genome assembly
AUGAGUACUGGGUAUAUAUUAGAAGAAAUAAAUGAAUGUGUUUUAUUCUGUCCAUCAGGUUUUAUUUAUAUACCAGAUUCACGUUUUAUACGUUGUAAAUCAUCUCCAGAAAAUAAUUAUUGUAAUGGUGCAUGUAGAGAAAAACAUAUACAUUCAAUAGAAGAUUUUCAAUUAUUAAAAUAUUGUUCACGUGUUCAUACAUUAAAUAUAUAUAAUAUAGCAACAGUUGAAUCUCGUGGAAAUAAUUUUUAUGAAGCAUUUACAGUGUUUAAUUCCCUUGAACAAAUUGAUCAUGAAUUUACAAUACAUAAUGUUAAAGUAUUUUCAACAUUAAGUAUUUUUUCUCGUUUACAUCGUAUUGAUAUAAUAACAAAUGCAACAUUAACGAUUGAAGAAAAUGAAUUUUUAACUGAAUUAUGGGCAAAUACGUAUCUACCAUCGAUUAUUCAAGGAAGUUUAAAUAUUGUACGAAAUUUAAGAUUAUGUUUAAAAAGUAUUGCAGAUUUUAUUAGUUUUACAACAACACAUGAAAAAGGUGAUUCAUUUACAAUGAGUGUUGAAUUAACAUCAUUACUUGGUGAUGAAUGGUAUGUUGUUUAUGCAUCUAUAACAUCACAUGUUAAUACUGUUGGAUUAUUUUCUCCGAUUGCAUAUUUUCGUAUAUUACAAUGA